AUGCGAUUUCAAGACACUUUCCCUCGGUUGUCUCCUGAUUUCCUCUGGGAAAAAAUGCGUGGGCUCUUCUUUGUCCUGGUGACAUGCACAGCUGGCGCCUCCGCUUUCAGACUCCAGGAAGUCAAAAGCACAGAAAACUGCCCAGAUCACACCGUGUUUUUCAAACACUACUAUGAACUGCAUGGAGAACCUGUGGUUCUGAAAUGCCCUUCCCCCAGAUACAAACAUUUGGAUUUUUCUGCCUUGACCCCUAAUAUCACAUGGCAUAAAAAUGGUUCCAAAACCAUGAUAUCAGGAAGAGAUGAAGAUCCAAGAAUCUGGGCAAAAGGAGAUGCACUCUGGAUUUUACCAGCAAUGCUAGAAGACUCAGGAGUAUAUAUCUGCACAAGAAGGAACUCCUCCUACUGCACCGAGGUCUCCAUCCACCUCACGGUCGUGGAGAAAACAGCUGCUCAGGAGAUUGCCUACCUCCAGGUUCUCUUCACUUUCACCUCUGGAAAGAUUGUUUGCCCUGACCUCUGGGACUUUACACCAAACAGGACAAGCCUGGAGCUUAAGUGGUACAAGGAUGCUCUGCCUUUGGAAGACGACAAUGAGAAAUUUGUAAUUCUGAAAGGUUCGGCUUCUCUGAUCAUGACUUCUGUACUACCAACAGACGCCGGCUAUUACACCUGCAAGAUGUCGUUUCCAUACGCAGGCAUAACGUAUGAAAUCACCAGAACAAUUCACCUGGAGACUGUCGAACAAGAAAAGAGAAUUACCCCGAUAAUUGUGUAUCCAACGCAAAAGACAACAUCAGCUGCUCUCGGCUCCAAGAUGACUCUCCCGUGCAAGGUGUUUGUUGGACUGAGCAGCCACGUCCAUACCGACGUGGAAUGGCUAGCAAACGACACCACCGUCGAUGUGGUUUACAAGCAAAGCAGAGUUACAGAAGGAGAGCGACAAGAAAUUGUAGAAAAUGGUGAAAACUUCAUUGAAGUGCCACUGAUUUUUGAUUCUGUUGAAAAAGUGGAUUUUUACACAGACUUUACGUGCCUGGCCCAGAACAGAUACGGCUACCAAGUACUGCCAACAAGGGUCAAACAGGAAGCUGCUGGCUUGUCCUGGUACAUUGCAGUGAUUCCUGUCUCAUUGGCCUGCGUGAUCGUGAUGGGGAUGUGCGUACACAAGUGCUGGAAGCAGAGAGACGAUAAAAAAUACGCAAUAGCAAAGGUUUAA
Molecule: messenger RNA, 1218 nt
Organism: Opisthocomus hoazin
Lineage: Eukaryota; Metazoa; Chordata; Aves; Opisthocomiformes; Opisthocomidae
Source: RefSeq, a predicted model, not a curated record